ACAACUCCUGCGCCGCCUGAGGAUCAGGCGCGAUUGCUCGAAGAUGCCCUGAUUGCCGUGCGCCAGCAAACUGUGCUCAUGCGCAAAUGCCUGGACACCCCAGGGAAGCUUAUGGACGCGCUGAAAUGCUGCUCAACCCUUGUCUCCGAGCUUCGAACAAGCAGUCUUGGUCCCAAGCAGUAUUACGAACUGUACAUGUCCGUUUUCGAUGCUCUUCGCUAUCUGUCGGUACACCUGAAGGAGAACCACCCGCACAACCACCUCGCAGACCUCUACGAGCUCGUCCAAUAUGCCGGCAACAUCGUACCGCGGCUCUACCUCAUGAUAACUGUUGGAACCGCUUACAUGUCGAUUCCCGAGGCGCCUGUCAAAGAGCUGAUGAAGGAUAUGAUGGACAUGAGCCGGGGUGUGCAACAUCCCAUUCGUGGACUGUUCCUUCGCUACUUUCUGAGCGGCCAAGCGAGGGACCAUCUUCCCACCACCGAAGGUGAAGGUCCCGAGGGCAACCUGCAGGAUUCCAUCAACUUUGUCUUGACCAACUUCGUCGAGAUGAACAAGCUGUGGGUGCGACUUCAACAUCAAGGCCAUUCGCGGGAACGGGAGCAGCGGACAAAGGAGCGCAAGGAGCUACAACUCCUCGUAGGAAGCAAUAUCGUGCGACUGAGUCAAUUGGUGGACUUGGAAGCCUACAGCAACGGCAUCUUGGGCCCUCUUCUUGAGCAGGUUGUACAGUGUCGGGAUGUCCUGGCCCAGGAAUAUCUUCUGGAAAUCAUUACCCAGGUCUUCCCCGACGAAUUUCAUCUCCACACGCUAGACCAGUUCCUCGCCGCCGUGUCACGUCUGAACCCUCACGUUAACGUGAAGGCCAUUGUCAUUGGUCUGAUGGACAGGCUUUCAGCAUAUGCCGAACGAGAGUCGCAAGAGGAGGUUGAUGAGGAUAAGGCCAAGCUGGAGGAGGAGGCGCUGGCAGAGUUGCUCCACAAGGUACGAUUGGGCAAGGAGCAGCAGGAGCCAAAAUCGGAGCCAGAAGAAUCAUCGGUUGAUUCAAAUAGAGAUGAGCAUACUAAUGGUAAUUCUGCCGAACCUGCCGACCGCAACGUCGCCGAGUCGAGCUUUGAAGCAACACCGUCGGUCGUGGAUACGGAGACGACAGCCGCCGAUGGCGAUGAUACGUCUGAGAAGAGUGCCGAAAAGCAGCGGGGCAUCCCACCAGACGUCAAGCUGUACGAGAUCUUCUUCGAUCAGGUCAACAACCUUGUCAGCGCACAACAUCUUCCCAUUCAAGACAUUAUCGCGUUGCUGGUGUCUCUCACUAAUUUAGCCCUCAACAUUUACCCCGGACGGCUGGACUACGUAGACCAGAUUUUGGAAUACGCAAAUCACAAGGUCCGCGAACAUGCCAACAGUGUCGAUCUGCAUGCAUCUGAAGCUCAGCAAAGCUUGUUGGCGCUCCUCCAAGCACCUCUGAAGAGAUACGUCUCGCUCUUCACUGCGCUGUCCCUUCCCACCUACGUGCCCCUUUUUCAAUCUCAGACAUACCCGACGAGAAGAGCAGUCGCAGGUGAAGUGGCAAAGACUCUACUCCGCGAUCAAACCCCGAUAUCCACAACCAGCCAGCUAGAGAACGUGCUGGAGAUCCUCAAAGUGCUCAUCAAGGAAGGUUCACAGCCUCCUGCAGGCUAUCCUGGUGGUCCCCAGAGGCGAGCCUUGGACACAGACGAGACACUGGAGGAGCAAGGCUGGCUUGCCCGCAUCGUCCACCUCAUCCAAAGCGAUAACAACGACACACAGUUCAGGUUACUGCAGAUGGCCCAUAAAAUCUACGGUGAAGGCAACGAGCGCAUUCGAACGACCACGCCGCCGCUGAUUACAGCCGGUAUGAAACUUGCCCGCCGCUUCAAGGCCCGCAAACACUACGACGACAACUGGGAGACUCAAUCAUCUGCUCUGUUCAAAUUCAUGCACAGCGCCAUCUCAGCACUUUACACGCGCGUUAACGGCGCCGGUGCAGCUGAGCUCGCGCUGCGGCUGUUCGCUGCAUGUGGUCAGACAGCGGAUAUGACUGGUUUCGAGGAGGUGGCUUAUGAAUUUUUCGCACAAGCCUUUACGGUAUACGAGGAAGCUAUCAGUGAUUCCAAAGCCCAGUUCCAAGCUGUCUGCGUCAUUGCAUCCGCAUUGCACCAGACUCGCAACUUCGGCAAGGAGAAUUACGACACACUGAUCACGAAGUGCGCUCUCCAUGGGAGCAAGCUUCUGCGGAAACCGGAGCAAUGUCGUGCUGUGUACCUGGCCAGUCAUCUGUGGUGGGCUACACCUAUUGUCGCUACUGAGGAGACAGACGAGGGCUUAUAUCGCGAUGGAAAAAGGGUGCUGGAGUGCCUGCAGCGUGCCUUGAGGGUUGCAGACAGCUGCAUGGAGCAGGCAACUAGCAUCGAGCUAUUUGUGGAGAUUCUGGAUCGCUAUGUGUACUACUUCGAUCAGCAGAACGAGUCGGUGACAACGAAGUACGUGAAUGGCCUGAUUGAGCUCAUUCACUCGAAUUUGAGCACGAAUCAGCAGGACUCGGCGAGUGUCGAGAAUAGCAAGAGACACUUCAAGCACACUCUUGAGAACAUUGCCUCACGGGGCUACGAAGGUGUAGUGCUGACACCCCAG
This is a messenger RNA of Pseudomassariella vexata, 2655 nucleotides long. Its product is annotated as vacuolar protein sorting-associated protein 35. Gene Ontology annotation, biological process: intracellular protein transport; retrograde transport, endosome to Golgi. The record is from RefSeq and is a predicted model, not a curated record. The transcript is spliced from 3 exons. NCBI's taxonomy places the organism in Eukaryota, Fungi, Ascomycota, Sordariomycetes, Amphisphaeriales, Pseudomassariaceae. Gene Ontology annotation, cellular component: retromer complex; retromer, cargo-selective complex; late endosome. The annotation marks the transcript as partial.